CCGUGUUGUGGGACUCUGCUGGUUCAAACCCAGCGUCUUUCCAGCGCCUCGCUUCCUGCGGUCGGUGCUGCUCCGGCGGAGGCGCGAUGGGGGAGGCGGAGAAGUUCCACUACAUCUACAGCUGUGACCUGGACAUCAACGUGCGGCUCAAGAUAGGGAGUUUGGAAGGGAAGAGAGAACAAAAGAGUUAUAAAGCUGUUCUAGAAGACCCAAUGCUGAAGUUUUCAGGACUGUACCAGGAGACCUGCUCUGACCUUUAUGUUACUUGUCAAGUUUUUGCAGAAGGGAAGCCUUUGGCCUUGCCAGUGAGAACAUCCUACAAGGCAUUUAGUACAAGAUGGAACUGGAAUGAAUGGCUAAAACUGCCUGUGAAGUACCCUGACCUGCCCAGGAAUGCCCAAGUGGCCCUGACUAUAUGGGAUGUGUAUGGGCCAGGAAAGGCAGUGCCUGUGGGUGGGACAACGGUUUCGCUCUUUGGAAAAUACGGCAUGUUUCGUCAAGGGAUGCAUGACUUGAAAGUCUGGCCUAAUGUAGAAGCAGAUGGGUCAGAACCCACAAAAACUCCUGGCAGAACAAGCAGUACACUCUCAGAAGAUCAGAUGAGCCGCCUUGCCAAGCUCACCAAAGCCCAUCGACAAGGACACAUGGUGAAAGUAGAUUGGCUGGACAGAUUGACAUUUAGAGAAAUUGAAAUGAUAAAUGAGAGUGAAAAACGAAGUUCUAAUUUCAUGUAUUUGAUGGUUGAGUUUCGAUGUGUCAAGUGCGACGAUAAAGAAUAUGGCAUUGUUUAUUAUGAAAAGGAUGGUGAUGAGUCAUCUCCAAUUUUAACAAGCUUUGAGAUAGUGAAAGUUCCUGACCCUCAGAUGUCUAUGGAGAACUUGGUUGAGAGCAAACACCACAAGCUUGCCCGGAGUUUAAGAAGCGGACCUUCUGACCAUGAUCUCAAGCCUAAUGCUACCACAAGAGACCAACUAAAUAUUAUUGUGAGUUAUCCACCAACCAAGCAACUCACAUAUGAAGAACAAGAUCUUGUUUGGAAAUUUAGAUGUUAUCUUACUAACCAAGAAAAAGCUUUGACAAAAUUCUUGAAAUGUGUUAAUUGGGAUCUACCUCAGGAGGCCAAACAGGCACUGGAACUGCUGGGGAAAUGGAAGCCCAUGGACGUGGAGGAUUCCCUGGAGCUACUGUCCUCCCAUUACACCAACCCCACAGUGAGGCGCUAUGCUGUGGCCCGGCUGCGCCAGGCAGAUGAUGAGGAUUUAUUGAUGUACCUAUUACAACUGGUCCAAGCUCUCAAAUAUGAAAAUUUUGACGAUAUAAAGAAUGGAUUAGAACCUACCAAGAAGGAUGGUCAGGGUUCAGUGUCAGAGAGUACAUCAAGUUCUGGAAUAAAUUCUGCAGAAAUAGAUAGCUCCCAAAUUAUAACCAGUCCUGUUCCUCCAGUGUCUUCCCCUCCCCCUGCAUCUAAAACGAAAGAAGGUUCAGAUGGUGAAAAUUUGGAGCAAGAUCUCUGCACCUUUUUGAUAUCAAGAGCCUGCAAAAACUCAACACUGGCUAAUUACUUAUACUGGUAUGUGAUAGUGGAAUGUGAAGAUCAAGAUACUCAGCAGAGAGACCCAAAGACCCAUGAGAUGUACUUGAAUGUGAUGAGACGAUUCAGCCAAGCAUUGUUGAAGGGUGACAAGUCUGUCAGAGUUAUGCGCUCCUUGCUGGCUGCACAGCAGACGUUUGUAGAUCGGCUGGUGCAUCUAAUGAAGGCAGUGCAGCGUGAAAGCGGAAAUCGUAAGAAAAAGAAUGAGAGACUACAGGCAUUGCUUGGAGAUAAUGAAAAGAUGAACUUGUCAGAUGUGGAACUUAUCCCAUUGCCUCUAGAACCCCAGGUGAAAAUUAGAGGAAUAAUCCCAGAAACAGCUACACUAUUCAAGAGUGCCCUUAUGCCUGCACAGUUGUUCUUUAAGACAGAAGAUGGAGGCAAAUAUCCAGUUAUAUUUAAGCAUGGGGAUGACUUACGCCAAGAUCAACUUAUUCUUCAAAUCAUUUCACUCAUGGACAAGCUACUGCGGAAAGAAAAUCUGGAUUUGAAGUUAACACCCUAUAAAGUAUUAGCCACCAGUACAAAACAUGGCUUCAUGCAGUUUAUCCAGUCAGUUCCUGUUGCUGAAGUUCUUGAUACAGAAGGAAGCAUUCAGAACUUUUUUAGAAAAUACGCACCAAGUGACAAUGGGCCCUAUGGGAUCAGUGCUGAGGUAAUGGACACGUAUGUUAAAAGCUGUGCUGGAUAUUGUGUGAUUACGUAUAUACUUGGAGUUGGAGACAGGCACUUGGAUAACCUUUUGCUGACAAAAACAGGCAAACUCUUCCACAUAGACUUUGGAUAUAUCUUGGGUCGGGAUCCGAAGCCUCUUCCUCCUCCAAUGAAGCUGAAUAAAGAGAUGGUGGAAGGCAUGGGGGGCACGCAGAGGGAGCAGUACCAGGAGUUCCGGAAGCAGUGCUACACGGCUUUCCUCCACCUGCGAAGGUAUUCUAAUCUAAUUUUGAACUUAUUUUCCUUGAUGGUGGAUGCAAACAUUCCAGAUAUUGCUCUUGAACCAGAUAAAACUGUGAAAAAGGUUCAGGAUAAAUUCCGCCUGGACCUGUCAGACGAGGAGGCGGUGCAUUACAUGCAGAGUCUGAUUGACGAGAGUGUCCACGCCCUGUUUGCUGCAGUGGUGGAGCAGAUUCACAAGUUUGCCCAGUACUGGAGAAAAUGAAACUGGGUUUGGUCCCCCAAGAAGCAACCUGUGUAUAAUGAAGACUUCAGAGUAACAAGCAAGCAAGAAUGUUUAAUCUUCCAGAUACCAUAUAUCCUAAAUGUUACAUGGUGUCUGAAUCCCUUGGAUGUCAGUGCUUAAAUAUGUUCUUGAAGGGUUUUGUUUUAAAAUAUUGUAUAUAUUUAUUUUCAAAUAUACACAUUAUUAAUAACCUA
Myotis lucifugus (little brown bat) is the source of this 2965-nucleotide messenger RNA. RefSeq names its product phosphatidylinositol 3-kinase catalytic subunit type 3 (gene PIK3C3). Gene Ontology annotation, cellular component: phagophore assembly site; endosome; cytoplasm. Gene Ontology annotation, molecular function: 1-phosphatidylinositol-3-kinase activity. NCBI's taxonomy places the organism in Eukaryota, Metazoa, Chordata, Mammalia, Chiroptera, Vespertilionidae. The record is from RefSeq and is a predicted model, not a curated record. The transcript is spliced from 25 exons. Gene Ontology annotation, biological process: phosphatidylinositol-mediated signaling; endocytosis; autophagy of peroxisome. The coding region runs from base 87 to 2750 and encodes 887 amino acids.